Molecule: messenger RNA, 882 nt
Organism: Plasmodium knowlesi strain H
Lineage: Eukaryota; Apicomplexa; Aconoidasida; Haemosporida; Plasmodiidae
Product: tryptophan-rich antigen
Exons: 2
Coding region: 1-882 (293 amino acids)
Source: RefSeq, a predicted model, not a curated record
AUGAAAGGAUUAUACAAGAUUUUAUGUUUAAGCGGUUCCUUAUAUAUUUUAUCCAGCAGUUUUCUUUCAUCUGGUGUUUCUGCGGCUGCUACUAACAAUGAGAAGAUCUUUCGUGCACGUAUCCCAGGGACUAUACAGGAAUUGGAUGAAGAAGGAGUAAAAACCGUAGGCGAAUGGAAAGUGAAAAAUUGGUCAAAAUUUAUGGCAUUAGUAGAGGAAGAUUUUAAGGAAUUCCUAGUUUAUUUGAAAAAUGAAAAAAAUAGCUGGCUAGAAAAAAAAGGUGGAAUGUGGGAAGAGUGGAAAGCAGAGAUGGAAAAAAAAUGGGAUCACUAUGACGAACAUACCUUUAAUAACUUAUUGUCUCAUGACACAGAAUCUGCAUUAACAUGGAAUGAAGAUGAAUGGACAAAUUGGGUAAAGGAAAAAGGAAAAUUGGCAUUGAAGGAAGAAUGGGAGAAAUGGGUUCAUGAACAAUAUAUCUUUUACAAAGAAGGUAUUAGUAAUGAUUGGAAGAAUUGGAGCGAUUUCAAAGAGAAAGAAUAUUCAUCAAUCCCAUGGAAUUGCUAUGAAAGACAUUACUGGAAACAUUGGGAAGAUAAUGCAAAACCCUGGGAACCCUUAUAUGACAUAAAGAUGGAAAAGUUCAAAAUAUGGCAAAAUAGAAUUAAAAAUGAAAAAGAACAAUGGUCACAAUGGGUACAUGACAAACAAGCAAAUCAUAUUGAUGUAGAAUGGGAUAAAUGGGAAAAAUGGAAAACAGAAAAUAGCAAGAAUUUUAAUGAUUGGAUGGAAACUUUUGUUAAAAAGUUUAUAGACAAUAAACAAUGGAAUGUGUGGGUGGAAGGAAAAAAGAACGGUGCUACAAAUAAUACUAGUAGCUAA